CCGACUGACAGAGCUCUGCGCAGGAUAGCUGGUAUCGACCCUUCGUUAAUGUCACUCCCGCGCGUGCUCUGCCGUCGCCGGGACAUUAUGCAACGUCUGCGGGCCAAGAUCGACGAGGACACGCCCGACCCACUCGUCAUUUUGCUGCGCAAGCACCCUCAACAAGUGCCAGAUGUGGACCACAGGACUUUUUUUUGUACGGCAGUUGCCUCAACGCUGUCGCCUCUGUCGUAGCUCACG
Phanerochaete carnosa HHB-10118-sp is the source of this 240-nucleotide messenger RNA. RefSeq lists its product as uncharacterized. The record is from RefSeq and is a predicted model, not a curated record. NCBI's taxonomy places the organism in Eukaryota, Fungi, Basidiomycota, Agaricomycetes, Polyporales, Phanerochaetaceae. The coding region runs from base 49 to 234 and encodes 61 amino acids. The transcript has a single exon.